AUGGGAGACAACAGUACAGAAGUUGAAAAGAGGUACCAAGUGUACACUGUGGUGUUUGGAUCUGUUAUGGCACUGGGUCUGCCUCUCAGUGCUGUGUCACUGUGGAUUCUGUUACGCCGCCACAACCUCAAAUCCCCCAGUGCUGUCUUCAUGAUCAACCUGGCCAUCUCAGACCUGCUGCUCGUCAUCUCCUUGCCCAUGAGGGUCUAUUUUUAUGCCACAGGCACCUGGCCACUGGGGAAUAUGGCAUGCAUCUGGAUCACAAUGCUCUUUCGGAACAACAUCCGCUCUAGCUCCAUCUUCAUUACUUUCAUCAGUGUGGACCGGCUGUUGGCUGUGGCUUACCCUCUGAGGUCACGACAUCUUCGCACCUCAUUGAAUGCCUGCAGAGCUGCCGUUUUCAUCUGGCUGUUUGUGUUGGUGGUGAACAUCCCAGAGAGUUUCUAUUUUUCUAGGUUUUUAAAUAACCAAACACAAUCUGCCUGUUUUGAAUUUCGCCUGUGUCCAGCUCUAUUGAUGACUGAUUAUCUUCAGCCUGUGUUAGUGCUCGCCAUGCUGGCAGUCAACAUUGUGUCCACUGCUCUGGUGUCUUGGACUCUACGCAAACACGUGACCGACUCUGCAAGGGUCAACAACAAAGUGAAUGUCAUGCUGAUUUUUGUCCUGAACUUGUUGAUGUUUGCCAUAUUUUUCUUGCCUGUGUCGCUGAUUGUUUUCUUUAAAUGUAAGAGACUCACACCACUGAUAGGUCUUGCUAGUGUGAACUGCUGUCUGGAUCCUCUGUUGUAUUAUUUUUCUUUUGAUGGUUUCUGGAAGAGAAAAGAGGACUGUGGUAGACAGGACUGUGGUAGACAGGGACAGGUGUCAUUAAAUACUGUUUAA
Molecule: messenger RNA, 882 nt
Organism: Monopterus albus (swamp eel)
Lineage: Eukaryota; Metazoa; Chordata; Actinopteri; Synbranchiformes; Synbranchidae
Product: lysophosphatidic acid receptor 6-like
Exons: 1
Coding region: 1-882 (293 amino acids)
Biological process (GO): positive regulation of Rho protein signal transduction; phospholipase C-activating G protein-coupled receptor signaling pathway
Cellular component (GO): plasma membrane
Molecular function (GO): lysophosphatidic acid receptor activity
Source: RefSeq, a predicted model, not a curated record